AUGGGUCCAGGGAAGCGAAGGUCCAAGGUCACACAGCCACGUUUAAAGUCCGGAUUCAUGCCGGGAAGAUUCACGGGUCACACCCAACGUUGGCCUAGCCAAGCGCGGGGCAAGGAGACAAGCUCUGCAACAACCGCGUGGGCUUCUUCCGUACUUCUUCCCUACGCGGCGCGGUGUACGUCGGUUGCCCGCCGCUGCGCCUGCGUGGCUGAGAGGGGAAGUGAGGCGGUUUCCUCGGCGCCUUUUCCGGCUGUGGCUGUGGCUAGGGAGGAGGAAGAGGAGGCGGCGGCAGCAGUAACGUCGGCCCGGGGGACCCUGCAUACAGGGCGGUGGCCGGAGGUAGCUCACGGAGUCCCUCCGGGGAUCAAUGACCUGACGAGGAACCGGAGCCGCUGCUGUCGCUCGGGUUGCCAGGGUCGGUGGUUCGGCGGGCGGGCGGGCCGGGGUCUCCGGCGGCGGCAGGGCCAGGAGAGACGGCAGGCAGUCCGAGAAGCGGGCGGAGCGGGAGCGGGAGCGGCGGCGGUGGCGCUCGGUGCCUGGGGGGGAAGGGCAGUUCCGGGCUGGGCCUCACCAGGGCGGCGGCUCCCCGCGGCGCAGUUUCUGGCUGUCGGCAGUGACUGGAGGAAGCCGGGUUUGGAGCCGGUGAUGUCCGAGUGAG
Molecule: messenger RNA, 658 nt
Organism: Gracilinanus agilis (Agile Gracile Mouse Opossum)
Lineage: Eukaryota; Metazoa; Chordata; Mammalia; Didelphimorphia; Didelphidae
Exons: 4
Coding region: 1-657 (218 amino acids)
Source: RefSeq, a predicted model, not a curated record